Molecule: messenger RNA, 963 nt
Organism: Schistosoma intercalatum
Lineage: Eukaryota; Metazoa; Platyhelminthes; Trematoda; Strigeidida; Schistosomatidae
Source: the annotation of a GenBank genome assembly
AUGAGCACUUUGACUUUCGUGGAACUUAUCACAGAGAAUCGGUUACUCUUGCUUACUGCACUCAUCGUUUCUUGGAUAAGUUUCAAACUUUCACAGUUAUUGUUGAUCUAUUUGAAAUACACUGUUGGAGUAUGGUGCUUUUCUAAACGGAAAACACUUCGUCAGGCUGGUGAAUGGGCAGUUGUCACUGGUGCAUCGUCAGGUAUUGGUGAAGCGUAUGCAGAAGAAUUGGCCACAGAAGGUCUCAAUAUCAUGCUUAUCAGUAAUGAUGAGAAACAACUGUCAUCCGUUGCUAAACGAAUCGCAAAUACCUACAAUGUUCAAACACGAAUUGUGGUUGCAGAUUUCACUAAAAAUGAUGUUUAUGAAAUCAUAAGACCUGCUGUUGACCAAUUGUCCACAAUUGCUUGUUUAGUUAACAAUGUUGGUAUGGUGUUACCGUUUGAGUUGUUUGCUGGAGAAGUUGAUUCACCGAAUGAAGAAUCAAUCAAAAAUAUCAUUCAUUGUAACAUUUUAUCUACACUGAUAAUGACAAGCAUCAUUCUGCCGAAAAUGUUAACACAGAAAGGACCUAAUCCUGGUAUCAUAAACAUUUCAUCUUAUACAGCUUUAAAAGUGACGCCCUACUUGCCGAUUUAUCCUUCAACCAAAGCAUUCAUUAUUCAAUUCUCUAGAUGUCUGGCUGCAGAAAAGUAUAGAAAGAAUGUGAUUAUACAAACGAUGUAUCCAUUAUUUGUAUCUACAAAUAUGACCGAUUUAAGAGAACCCACAUAUUUCACACCAUCUGCUAAAGUCUAUGCUAAAAGUGCAUUGGAUAUGUUCGGUGUUGAACAACAAACCACUGGUUAUUUUCCACAUGAGUUAAAAGCAUUUGUAUACAAUCUAAUGCCAACAUCAUUGUGGGUAAAAAUAAUCGAACGUACGUUCACUCCAAUCAGUAGACAAUCGAAGAAGGUUGACUAA